Molecule: messenger RNA, 2319 nt
Organism: Monosiga brevicollis MX1
Lineage: Eukaryota; Choanoflagellata; Craspedida; Salpingoecidae
Exons: 13
Coding region: 1-2319 (772 amino acids)
Cellular component (GO): catalytic step 2 spliceosome
Molecular function (GO): protein binding; metal ion binding; lactoylglutathione lyase activity
Source: RefSeq, a predicted model, not a curated record
AUGGCGGAGAAACGUGGAGCAGUGGAUGCCGAUGGCAGCGCCAUCCCUUCAAACGAGUCAAACAUGCAAGGCCAAGCAAAUAAUGCAUUGGUGGCUGUUCCCGCUGCAAAGCGAUCCAAGAAUGAGAUUGUGCUUGCCGGCUCGUCCUCGGGCAACAAUGGUCAGAUUGUCCCCUCGGGUCCCCCGCGGACGUCCAACCUCAUGGCCCCCGUCAUGCGCCUCGAGGGUCAUGCCGAAGCCGUCUAUGCCGGUACAUUUAGCCCCUCGGGUCACAUGCUAGCCACGGCCGGCUUUGACCGUAACGUUUACGUGUGGAACACGUUUGGCAACUGCGAGAACAUCAUGAGCCUGCAGGGCCACACAGGCGCUGUCCUCGGCCUCCAUUGGGCCAAGCUCGAGAAUCGGUUAUUCAGCUGCUCCUCUGACAAAACCGUCGCCGUCUGGGAUGGCAACACGGGCGAACGUGUCCGCCGGUACAAGGGCCAUGCCAACAUUGUCAAUGACGUUGCCGGCCCCCGCGAUGAGUCGCCUCUUUUUGUUACUGCUUCAGAUGACAACACCAUCAAGAUCUGGGAUUGCCGCCGCCGUGGCUACGUGCACUCGAUGAGCUCCAGCUAUCAGGUUUGGGCACCCCCCCCCCCCCCCCCACCCCCCGCUUGCAGAAGCCUCCAGUCCAUGAAUAGAUGCCGCUGCCCCGACGCCCUGACACUGACGCUACUCCUGCAGGUGACCGCUGUCGACUUUGGCAUGACCAACGACGAAGUCGUGUCUGGUGGCAUCGACAAUGACGUCAAGGUUUGGGACGUUCGCAAGCUCGACGUCCUCCACUUGCUCAAGGGCCACACGGACACCGUCACGGGCCUCAGCGUCAGCCCGGAUGGCAAGAAGGUUGCAACCAACAGCAUGGACAACACGGUCCGCAUUUGGGACAUUCAGCCCUUUGCGCAGGGGUCCCGCCUUCAAACAACCCUCUCCGGCGCCCAGCACAACUAUGAAAAGAAUCUCCUGCGCGUUGCAUGGGCCCCCGAUAACCGCCACGUGGCCGCCGGUUCGGCCGAUCGUAACAUGUAUGUUUGGAACAGCCUCGAGCAAAAACUCUUGUACUGCCUCCCCGGCCACAAGUCUUCCGUCAACGACGUGGCCUUCCAUCCCAAAGAGCCCAUCGUCAUGGCAGCUGCGGCACUCCGCUGCUUCACCCAUGCGCUGCGUCGCUCACGGCUCACAGCGCCCACAACCCCGCUACGCUCAGUAGUCAACAAGCUUUCUCUCACCCGCACCAUGACCUCUACCUCGGCACCCAAUUUCGUCCGCAAGCCAUCCCCCUUUGCACUGUCUCACGGGAAUGCCGGAAUCCAUAGCUUUCAGUUGAUUCACAUGUACAAGUUUUCAGACUUUAGUCUCUACUUCAUGGCCAGCCUACCCGAGGGCGAGACGUGCCCAGAACCCGGCACCAAAGAGUCGGAGCAGUUCCUCUGGAACAUGCCCUACGUCUGCGUGGAACUCACGCAUAACCACGGCACCGAAACGGACCCCGAGUUCAAGGGAUAUGACAGCGGCAACAACGAACCUCACCGUGGCUUUGGCCACCUGGCCAUCCACUGCAACGAUUUGCAGAAGACUUGCGACGAGUUGGAAGCCAAGGGUGUACGACCAUAUACCCGCCACGCCUGCCAUUCACCCUCGUGGAUGCCAUUCUCAUCUUACGACGCCGUGCUUGACCAACUGACGCAGGUCUCCUUCAAGAAGAAACCACACGAGGGUCGCAUGAAGACCAUUGCCUUUGCCUACGAUCCUGAUGGCUACUGGCUGGAAAUCAUUGCCCGGCCCGAGCCCCGCCAGCCUGAGCGCUACACCCUGGCCCAGACCAUGCUGCGUGUCAAAGACAUUGAAAAGUCGCUGCAUUUCUACCGUGAUUGCAUGGGCAUGACCGUGGUAUCCGAACGGCACUUUGGCCCCGACAGUGGUGACUUUUCUCUCUUCUUCCUGGCGCAUCUGCCCGAGGGCGUACAGGCACCCGCUGACCAGGAAAAGGUGCCCGCCUGGCUCAAGUCCUUUGAUUUUCCCGUCUUGGAGCUCACGCACAACCAUGGCACAGAGUCCCAAGCCGACUUUGCGUACCACAAUGGCAAUUCGGACCCGCGAGGCUUUGGUCACACGGGUUUUCUGGUUGACGAUUUGGAAGCUUGCUGCAAGGACUUGGAAGCCAAGGGCUACGACUUUCAGAAGAAGCCCCAAGAUGGAAAGAUGCGUGGCCUGGCUUUUGUCAAGGACCCCGACAACUACUGGGUGGAGCUCAUCCAACGUGGCCUUUCAAUCUAG